CACUCACAGACAGGGAUUAAAACCCAAUUAGGACAGUCGGUGCACAGGGAAUCCCGGCAUCCUUCAGUCAUGAGGGCUCGAGGCUAUAGCUGGGUCUAGGACAGAGCACGGCCAGGACCUGGUGGCAGUCGGUCUAACAUUGCCGGAGGUUCGACUGAACGAAGAUGACCAAGAUGGAGUGGUCUUCAGUCUUAUUAGUCUUUCUGUCCACGAUCAUGUGCACGACGGCAUUCGACAGCGACUGUCCAAUAGGCGACGCCGAAAUCUGCUCGACCGUUAUGUCAAACCAGCUGAACAUCACCGAAGUGAGAGGCGAAAUGGAUCAAGUUCUCGCAGACAUCAAGGACGAGCUUCGGAAAAACAGAGAGGACAUGAAGGAGCUCAUGGUCCACUUACAAAGGGACACAGCCCAGGCGGCUUUGAAAUUCGAAGAGCUCGCCAAAUGCCAGACACAGACCAGUGAGAAUGUCGAAGUCAGAUCGAAGCUCGAGACUAAGAAGAAGGAACUCAUGAAGGAGACGCAGAAGAAGUUGGACGCCCGCAACCAGUUGCAGGAGGAAGUGGAGUCCCUGAAGCAGAGGAAGGCCGCCUCCCUAGAGAAGAUCCAGUGCCUGAAGGGUCAGAUCAAGAGUCGAGAGGAGCUGAUCGCUAAUCUCUCCAUUCUGGCUCACGCACCUCUGGAUUGCGCAGACUUGCAACUGAAAGGACUGAAAAAGAGCGGAGUUUACACAAUUCACCCCAUGCAGAACGAAACUAAGCUCCAAGUGGUAUGUGAUUUCGAAACAGACGGUGGAGGGUGGACAGUCUUCUUCAACAGGGCAAUUCAGGUCAAUCCCGUGAACUUUAACCUCUCUUGGAGCGAUUACAAGAACGGUAUUGGAAAUGCCUCCGGGGAAUACUGGAUGGGAUUGGACUUCCUCCAUCUGCUGACGUCCUAUUAUCCGACAUCCCUGCGAUUCGAAGCCUCAGACUUCAAGAAAGUCGAGAAAUUCGCAGAAUAUAACACCUUUCGAGUGGACAACGAGGAGAACAAUUACAAGCUCACCCUUAAUGGCUACCAGAAUGACAGCACUAUGUUCGAUAACCUGGCGACAAACAACAAUUGCUACUUCACCACAAGUGACAGAGACAAUGACAAUUUCAUUUCGAGAAACUGUGCUACAUACACUAACGUGGGCCAUGGAGGAUGGUGGUACUCAAAUUGUGGUUACAGCCGUCUGACAGCGCCCCUAUCCAACUCGGCUUCUUGGUCUUCAGCUAGCGUGUAUAAUUGGGACAAACCCAGGAAAACUGUGAGCUUGAAGACGAUAUCAUUGAAGUUCAGACGCCAUAACUACAAAGACUUCGCUAAUGUUAGGGGAUCAGGCAUCUGAAAAGGAUACUAGAACGGCGCUCUCAGCUGAGUGUGGGGUGGGUCUACGCCACUUCUAACUCUUUCUAUAUUUCCCUUUCUGAUAUAGGUACUAUUUCCCCCAUCUAAACUAUCUCACACCUUCCUCUGCCUAACCUUAGCUUUAGUGAGAAGCAUAUUAAGAAGUGGAACCUGUCCCUAUGAAGAAUGUAGUGAGGUUAAGGUCAUUCCUGACAUCACACUAAAGAAGAAGAUUUGAGUCAGUUCUGAACUCAGAACCAAAGAUAAAUAGAAAAUUGACAGAGA
Messenger RNA from Macrobrachium nipponense, 1657 nucleotides. RefSeq names its product techylectin-5B-like. NCBI's taxonomy places the organism in Eukaryota, Metazoa, Arthropoda, Malacostraca, Decapoda, Palaemonidae. Bases 165 to 1373 code for a protein of 402 amino acids. The transcript is spliced from 10 exons. The record is from RefSeq and is a predicted model, not a curated record.